Molecule: messenger RNA, 861 nt
Organism: Ostreococcus lucimarinus CCE9901
Lineage: Eukaryota; Viridiplantae; Chlorophyta; Mamiellophyceae; Mamiellales; Bathycoccaceae
Exons: 1
Biological process (GO): meiotic spindle assembly checkpoint signaling; mitotic spindle assembly checkpoint signaling; chromosome segregation
Cellular component (GO): nucleus; spindle; kinetochore
Molecular function (GO): ATP binding; protein serine/threonine kinase activity; protein serine/threonine/tyrosine kinase activity
Source: RefSeq, a predicted model, not a curated record
GUGAAUGGAGUCAAGUAUACGAAACUCGAGUGCGUGGGUCAAGGUGGCACGUGCAAGGUUUACAAAGUCGUCUCUCCCAAGCGAAAGAUUUUAGCGUUGAAGCGAAUUCGUCUCGAUGGCAAAGAGCACGAAACCGUGGCGGGUUUUAUUGACGAAAUCAAGCUGCUGAAGACAUUACGAGGAAGAGACAACAUCAUUCAGCUCGUCGAUGCGGAGGUUUGCCCGAAGGAGAAGCUCAUAUUUAUGGUGCUUGAAUUUGGCGAAAUCGACCUCGCACACAUGCUCGCCAAGCGCGAAAAGCAGCGUCAAAACCACGGAGGUGUGAUUGACGACAACUUUUUACGUCUGUACUUUGAACAAAUGGUGGAAGCGGUGAAUAUCAUUCACGAGGAGCGCAUCGUGCACAGUGAUUUGAAACCGGCAAACUUUCUCUUUGUCGAGGGCGCGCUCAAGCUCAUCGAUUUCGGCAUCGCGCGCGCGAUACAGACGGAGCAAGCGCCCGAUCACACGAAUAUUGUGCGAGAUCAUCAAGUUGGAACGGUGAACUACAUGUCCCCUGAGGCAAUCCUGAACGGACAAGCGUCCGCACUCGGAGGACCGAUGAAAGUUGGACGCGCGAGCGAUAUUUGGAGUCUCGGUUGCAUCUUGUACCAGAUGGUGUACGGGCACACGCCGUUUAGCAAAAUCACCGGGAUGAUUCAAAAACUUCACGCUAUUACCGAUCCCCGGCACACGAUCGCGUUUCCACCGUUACCGACGGAGAAUCCGGCGCUCAUUGACUUGAUGCGAAAGUGUCUGGAGCGAGAUCCGAAGAACCGCAUAUCUGUCAAGGAGAUUCUCACGCACAGAUUCUUGCGCCCG